AUGCUCAAAGCAUUGUCAAGAGGAGGCAUCAAAGCGGACUACAAGAGACUGAACUGUAUCCGCCUCUAUUUCCAACAGACUCACGUUCAACUUUCGCUCACAAAAAGCCGUCUCACGGUGCUGGAAGCUGCGCAUUUUUUCGAAGGGACCGAGAAGCUGCUGGAGGUUUGGUUCUCCCGUCAGCAACCCGACGCCAACCAGGGAUCUGGGGAUCGUCGCACUAUCCCGAGAUCUGAGUGGGAUAUAAUUUUGAAGGAUGUACAAUGUUCAAUCAUAAGUGUGACAGAAACUGACAAGCAGGAAGCUUAUGUAGUCCGUGAGAGUAGCAUGUUUGUCUCCAAGAGACAUUUCAUUUUGAAGUCAUGCGGUACCACCCUCUUACUGAAAGCACUGGUUCCCCUGUUGAAGCUUGCUAGGGAUUACAGUAGGUUUGAUUCGAUUCAAAGCUUCUUUUAUUCUCGUAAGAAUUUCAUGAAGCCUUCUCACCAAGGGUGCCCACACCGGAAUUUCCAGGAAGAAAUAGAGUUUCUUAAUGCAAUUUUCCCAAAUGGAGCAGCAUAUUGUAUGCGACCUAUGAAUUCUGACUGUUGGUACUUGUGUACUCUGGAUUUCCCAGAGAGUCGAGUAAUCAGCCAAGCAGAUCAGACCCUGGAAAUUCUGAUGAGUGAGCUUGACCCAGGAGUUACGGACCACUUCUACAUGAAAGAUGGUGUUACUGCAAAGGAUGUCACUCGUGAGAGUGGAACUCGUGACCUGAUACCAGGUUCUGUCAUUGAUGCCACACUGUUCAAUCCUUGUGGGUAUUCAAUGAACGGAAUGAAAUUGGAUGGAACUUAUUGGACUAUUCACAUCACUCCAGAACCAGAGUUUUCUUAUGUUAGCUUUGAAACAAACUUAAGUCAGACCUCCUAUGAUGACCUGACCAGGAAAGUUGUGAAAGUCUUCAAGCCAGGAAAAUUUGUGACAACCUUGUUUGUCAAUCAGAGUUCUAAAUGUCGCACAGUGCUUUCUUCACCCCAGAUUGAAGGUUUUAAACGUCUUGAUUGUCAGAAUGCUAUGUUCAAUGAUUACAACUUUGUGUUUACCAGUUUUGCUAAGAAGCAGCAACAGCAGCUGAGUUCACCCACAGGUUAUGCAGGCUGUGCCUUUUUCUGGGGUCUUUCUUCAAGACCUUCCAGGAAUGGAGACACUUCACCAUCAGCAUAG
Molecule: messenger RNA, 1206 nt
Organism: Octodon degus (degu)
Lineage: Eukaryota; Metazoa; Chordata; Mammalia; Rodentia; Octodontidae
Product: S-adenosylmethionine decarboxylase proenzyme-like
Exons: 4
Coding region: 1-1206 (401 amino acids)
Biological process (GO): spermine biosynthetic process; spermidine biosynthetic process
Cellular component (GO): cytosol
Molecular function (GO): putrescine binding; adenosylmethionine decarboxylase activity
Source: RefSeq, a predicted model, not a curated record